AUGUGAUUUGACAACGCAGGCGCAAUCGGAUCAGGUUGGGGCCAUUGGGAGAGAUGGUUUUCUUAUGCUGGGGUAGACCUUCUUCUGAACAGCAGAAAUCUUGCAUAAACAAGUCGGGAACUUUCAACUAUGAUUCGAAAUAUAGAGGUGCUACUGACAAGUCUGUGUCUUCCCUCAAAGAGGACAGGGAGCUCUCUAAUGGUGGUUAUCAUUUGAAUCAUGCUCGUGUUUUGGUUGGUUCUGGUGUUGAGACUUAUGAGAAGGGCAAGGCAGCUCUUGAGAAUUGGAGGCAUUUUGGAUUAAAUUGGGCAUUUGUUGAUCCCAAGACGCCAAUUCGAAGUGGAGUGAAGUUCUGUGUUUGUCUCAAGGAAUUUCUACCGUGGGUCAUGAUGCCUCUUCAGGUGGUGUAUGUGAAGGAAAACAGAAAUGCUAAGAAGGCUGUGGCCUCUUUUGGUUUUGGCAGUGGCACCUUGCAAGGGCACUUACUGGCUGGGGAGGAACGCUUCUCAAUUGAGCUAGAUGAGAACAACCAGGUAUGGUAUGAAAUUCUUUCCUUCUCGAAGCCUGCUCACUUUCUGUCAUUUAUUGGCUACCCAUAUGUACAAUUUAGGCAAAAAUAUUUUGCUCAGCAUUCCGCCAAUGCUGUUCUGAAACACUUGUAGCACUGUGUAUGCAUUACGCUUCAAUAUCAUAAAUAUUGCUUUUUCAAUAUGAUAUUCGGUUCUUGUAUUCUUUUAUUACAUAAAUCUUGUAACAUAUUUAUCUCGAUUGACUUCGAAUUUUAGCUAUGGCUUUUUACUGCUUUAGCUCACUUGUGUUAUUUUGAGUCAAGGAGUCUCUUAUAAUAGAAGAUGAUGAUUUCCAUUUGAGAUUUGACAGACAACUGAGUACGAAGGGGAGCCUUUUCUAAGAGAGAAAUAUGCACAUACAAGGCAGCAUGCUAGUGUAACAAAGUAACAAUCCUAACUUCAGAAGGCUUAUUUAUUUACUAAAACGGUGGAUCCAAAAGCAUCCUAAUGAAAUCAUCCAUCUUGACCCUUGUGUUUUAACCUUCUAGUUGUGCAUGAAUGAGAGAGGAAAACAGAAGGAUAAAAAUAGUUCAACUUAAUUUGCCCGUGAAUGGACAAUCAUCUACAGCAUUACAGAUUUUUGUUUGUGUCUAUCUUCUUUUGAAUUUCUUGCGUUUGGUUCUUUAUAUCUAUGUUAUGAGCUGGCCCUUUCUUUUGUUAUUCACGCUACAAACUAUUGAAGUGAACAAGCAGAUGAUGGUGAUGGUGUCAUUUUCUUAGCCUAGAAAGAGGAUGGUAAGACAGAGAAAACUUCCAGGAGGGGCGGAUUGUUCUAGCCAACGUGUUACUGCAUUUUAAGCCUCGGAAGAUGUUGAUUUGCUACAUUGCCCUUCCCUUGUCUGAUCUCUACAAACUUUCUCUACUAAGGCUGAUGGGAGAUAAAUAAGUGAAAAUCACUCAAGCUAUAUGUGUUUGGAUUCAGGGAAGGGGAUCAGAAAGGAAGAGUCAUGGAUAGGUGAAUGGUGUUAUUAUGUUAGUGAAGAUAAAAAUCCAGAGCUUAUGAAUAAUGAACUAGUAUGCUUUAU
Molecule: messenger RNA, 1594 nt
Organism: Rubroshorea leprosula
Lineage: Eukaryota; Viridiplantae; Streptophyta; Magnoliopsida; Malvales; Dipterocarpaceae
Source: the annotation of a GenBank genome assembly